AUGUCGUCCGCUCAGGUCUCAGAAGGUAACGAACGCUUCAAUUCCGAGGCCGCCAACUGGGACACAAACCCCGUCGUGCUGGAAGCCACUCGUCAUGCCUUCCAAACACUGAAACCGAUCAUCCAAACUAUGUCCUCAUCUUCAUCUCACGGCCUCGACGUGCUCGAAGUCGGAUGCGGAACGGGCCUCCUCACCACGCAAGUGGCAGGGCUCGUGAAUACGAUCGUCGCCAUUGACCCAGCCGCAGAAAUGAUCAAGAUGCUUCAGACAAAGCUUACAUCAAACUCGGCCCCGAAGAAUAUCCUCCCAAUAGCUCAAUUGCUCGAAGAUCCUGAAGAUCCUGCACUCCCUCCUGCUGAUCCCGCUUCCCCGUUCGGCCAGCGGCGCAAAUACGAUCUAAUCACCUCUCAUCUCGUUCUCCACCACGUGCCCGAUCUCGAGCCCUUCCUCAAAGUCCUAUUGGGAUGUCUCAAGCCCCGUGGGCGCGUGGCACUGACAGACUUUGAAGACUUCGGGCCUCAGGCAAAAUACUUCCAUCCGCCAUCAAAACUUGACGGAGUCGAGCGUCAUGGUAUCCCGCGCGAAGGGUUUGCUGAUCUCAUGAGGAAAGUGGGAUUCAUCGACGUCAAUGUAUGGGUUGGAUGGACGAUGGAUGUAAGCACGGAGGAAUGGAGUGAUGCUCCGUCCAAAAUGCCGUUCCCGUUCUUGGUAUGUGAGGGCGCCCGACCGUGA
This is a messenger RNA of Penicillium diatomitis, 732 nucleotides long. RefSeq names its product class I SAM-dependent methyltransferase. The record is from RefSeq and is a predicted model, not a curated record. NCBI's taxonomy places the organism in Eukaryota, Fungi, Ascomycota, Eurotiomycetes, Eurotiales, Aspergillaceae. The coding region runs from base 1 to 732 and encodes 243 amino acids. The transcript has a single exon.